AUGGGAAGUUCAAUUGGGGCGAGGCAAUGGCCUCGACUCAUAUAUGCAAUAGCACUUUGCACAAUUGCUUUUAGUACUUUUGCUACUGCUGAUGAUGAUACGCCUUACUAUGGAGGCCAAUAUCCAUACAACUAUCCCCAACCACCCUACACUUACAAACCACCUUCAUAUAACAACUAUCAAUCUCCACCUCCAUAUGCUUAUAAAUUUCCUCCAUAUAAUUAUCAAUCUCCUCCUCCCUACGACAAUAAAUUCCCUCCGUAUUACAAUAAAGUUCCACCAUCUCCAUACGUCGACAAAUUUCCUCCAUAUUAUAAUAAAGUUCCACCAUCUCCUUAUGUCGACAAGUUCCCUCCAUAUUACUAUAAAUCUCCACCGUCUCCUUAUGUCGACAAAUUUCCUCCAUAUUACUAUAAGUCUCCGCCUCUACCUUCUCCAUCACCACCACCUCCUUAUGUUGACAAAUUUCCACCAUAUUAUUACAAAUCUCCUCCUCCACCAUCUCCAUCACCACCACCUCCUUAUGUCUACAAAUCACCUCCACCUCCUCCAUAUGUUUACAACUCACCACCUCCUCCUCCAUAUAUCUACAAAUCUCCACCUCCACCACCAUAUGUCUAUAAUAGUCCACCACCCCCAUAUGUGUACAAGUCACCACCUCCCCCACCUUAUAUAUAUCCGUCACCUCCAUAUAUUUACAAGUCUCCACCCCCUCCUUCACCUUCUCCUCCACCACCAUAUGUCUAUAAAUCACCUCCACCUCCAUCCCCUUCACCUCCUCCUCCAUAUGUCUAUAAGUCACCACCUCCACCAUCUCCGUCACCACCACCUCCAUAUGUUUACGAGUCUCCACCUCCACCAUAUGUCUACAAGUCUCCACCACCACCUCCAUAUGUUUAUAAGUCACCUCCGCCACCUUCACCUUCACCACCUCCUCCAUACUACUAUAAGUCUCCACCCCCACCAUCCCCUUCACCUCCUCCACCUUAUGUUUAUAAGUCACCACCACCCCCAUCACCUUCACCACCUCCUCCAUAUGUCUACAAGUCACCACCCCCUCCAUCUCCUUCACCACCCCCUCCAUACGUCUACAAGUCUCCACCCCCACCAUCUCCUUCACCACCACCACCAUAUGUGUAUGAGUCUCCACCUCCACCAUAUGUUUACAAAUCGCCGCCUCCACCUUCCUAUGUUUAUAACUCUCCUCCAAAACCUUACAUUUAUCCAUCACCAACUCCAUCUUAUCCUUCACCAACUCCUUACAUUUAUAAGCCUCCACCCACGCCAUAUAAUCCAUAUUUAUAUAGUUCACCUCCUCCCCCCUUGUAUUAA
This is a messenger RNA of Lathyrus sativus (Indian pea), 1332 nucleotides long. Lineage: Eukaryota; Viridiplantae; Streptophyta; Magnoliopsida; Fabales; Fabaceae. The record is from the annotation of a GenBank genome assembly.